GGAGUGUGUAAACCGGAUGGAAGAGCCGAAGGUGUGAUUCAGCGGUGGCCAUGUUGGACAAGAGUUUAGAUUAGAGCAAACAGUUUGUUUCUGAAGAUCGCGACUUAAGGACUAAAUAAGGAAACCGCACCUUAACUAGAACUACCAUGGAUCCCUACGACCAGGCACGCCUUCGGAAAAACCACACCAAACUCCUGGACAAUAUAGAAUCACCCCACCUCAUCCACUACCUUUUCGAAAAGGAGGUUCUCUCCAUAGAUGACUUGGAAAGAAUAGAAGCCAGAACGACAACCAGAGAUAAGAACUUUCAACUCCUUACCAUGCUGCCCAGGAGAGGGGAAGGCGCUUACGGACAUUUUGUGGGCGCCUUGAAGGAUCAGAAAGUGAAAGUUUAUGAUGAGCUAGUUGAACUGUUGGAGAAGACGGACGUUAGUGAUGUAGACCCGAAAAAGUCAUCAUCAUCAUCAACACAAGGAGGGGCAUCAGGAGUGACAACAUUUACCACUCGAAGUACGGCCAACACCAUGCAGGUUUGCAACACCUCCAUCGUCCGUGGCUCGGGAAAUAUUGUCAUCAACACGGGAUCGGGAUGUACCAUCAACAGAUACACCAACGUCCCUCCGCCUAAACCUGUGGGGAGGGGGGCUAUCAGGAAACCACCUAAUCCUAAAAAAUAGUCAUAUCAAAUAUUUGUCUACCUAUAGCUGAAUCAAGUAGUUUUUAUUGCAACAUUCUUUGUUAAAGGUCAACAAUAUUUACUAAUAAGC
Branchiostoma floridae (Florida lancelet) is the source of this 767-nucleotide messenger RNA. RefSeq lists its product as uncharacterized. The record is from RefSeq and is a predicted model, not a curated record. Gene Ontology annotation, molecular function: protease binding; death domain binding. Lineage: Eukaryota; Metazoa; Chordata; Leptocardii; Amphioxiformes; Branchiostomatidae. Bases 147 to 677 code for a protein of 176 amino acids. Gene Ontology annotation, biological process: regulation of apoptotic process. The transcript has 3 exons.